Molecule: messenger RNA, 1143 nt
Organism: Magnolia sinica
Lineage: Eukaryota; Viridiplantae; Streptophyta; Magnoliopsida; Magnoliales; Magnoliaceae
Product: ycf3-interacting protein 1, chloroplastic
Exons: 6
Coding region: 209-952 (247 amino acids)
Biological process (GO): photosystem I assembly; response to photooxidative stress
Cellular component (GO): chloroplast thylakoid membrane
Source: RefSeq, a predicted model, not a curated record
CGCCUACAUCUGCUGAUAUCACACACGUAUGCCCAGUUUCCAUGUGCGAAGCGAUUCCAUUUGCACGAGUGCACGGAGUAUUUCUCAAAUCAAAAUCGCUGCUGCAUCAUCUUCCUCGAAGAAGUAACUGCCCACACAAGGAAAAGGCAGCGAGACAGAGAUAAGCAGCUCCAGAUAACUAACACUCUUCCCAGAGUUGUGGCCCACCAUGAUGAUCGCUCUACAUCUGCCCAUGCCUUCUUUGGACACUCUACAUCUUCCCAACAAACACCACCACCACCCCUUCCUUCCUUCUCCUGCCAUUGUAGCAUCCCGGCAUUCCAUUGCUAGCCUCCGUCUUCGCCGUGGGCCUGGCAUUGUCUUCGUUGGCAAGGAAGAGACUGAAUUGCGCGCCCCACCGGAUGAAGAUCAGAAUGCUCCCCCCGAUGACGAAGAGCUCGUGCGCCGGAUCCAAAGAGUUUUGGAGCUUCUAAGGAAAAACAGAGAUAUGCUCUUCAGUGAGGUUAAGUUAACAAUGAUGAUUGAGGAUCCAAGAGAAGCUGAGCGCAAGAGAUUGCUUGGUAUAGAAAAUUCUAGUGAUGUGACUAGGGAUGAUUUGGUUGCUGCUUUAGAAGAUGUAAACGAGGGAAGAAUUCCUGAAAACCGUGUUGCUCUUCAGAUGCUUGCUGAGGAAAUGAUAAAUUGGCCUAAUCUUGAGGUUGCAGCCACGAAGAGUAAGCCUAGCAAAUCUCUAUAUGCGAAAGCCACCGACACUGGAGUCAAGCCUGAAGUAGCUGCAAGAAGACUUAACAUUGAUUGGGAUUCAGCUGCUGAGAUUGAGGAUAGUGAUGAGAGUGAUGAAGUAGACUUGCCUCCAGCUGUGGGUUAUGGCGCGCUGUACCUAGUCACUGCAUUGCCAGGCAUCAUUGGUAUAUCAGUUGUAUUGAUUCUCUUCUAUAAUUCUCUCCAAUAGAUUUUUUUUCCCUCCCAACUUCUUGUGGGCAGUGUAUACGUCGAUCUGUAUUUCUGGCUGUAUUUAUUGUAUCAUUACAUCCCCUACAGUGUAAAAGUCGAGCAGAAUCCAAUGGUUUUCCCAGAGUGUAAUCGUUGUAAUCAAAUGAAAUCGAGAAGCUUGUUUAUUUAUAGAGGUUGGCUUUAUCUGUA